Molecule: messenger RNA, 876 nt
Organism: Ascoidea rubescens DSM 1968
Lineage: Eukaryota; Fungi; Ascomycota; Saccharomycetes; Ascoideales; Ascoideaceae
Gene: TAN1
Product: putative tRNA acetyltransferase
Exons: 2
Coding region: 1-876 (291 amino acids)
Biological process (GO): tRNA modification
Molecular function (GO): RNA binding
Source: RefSeq, a predicted model, not a curated record
AUGUCUUCCAAUAAGAGAAAACCCACUGACAAAAGCAAAACAAGAAAAAAAUACAAAUUUGCUUCUUCUUCAAUUGAUCCAGGCACUAUAGGCUGUUAUGCUACUUGUCAACGAAACAAAGAACCUGUCUGCAGAAAAGAAUUGUUAGAUCUUUUUGCUGAAAAAUUCCUCCAGUUUUAUCCUGCAACAGAUGACUCAUCUCUUAUCAUCUCUCCCUCACCCACUGCCGAAUCUCUAUCGAUUGAGGACUCAAUCAAAAAUGAGUUAAAACUCUUAAAUCCCCCAAAAAAUACAAAUCACAAUUCCACUACUGCCACGUCUGUUUCAAAUUCAAAUUCAAAUCUAAAUCCAAACCCAAACCCAAACCCAAUUUCAACUAUUAACCUUGAAUGUGAUUGCUUGAAUUUUUUCAAAUUUAAAAAGCCCAUAAUCCCUACUGAAUUUAUUGAAAAAAUUUGCAAUGAACUCUUUCAAAAUAAUGAUUUCAAAAAAACUAAGUACACUUUUAAAUUAAUCCCAAUGGACUAUUCUUGCUCUGCAUCUUUACCUGAAAUCAAAAAAUUAAUUUCCAUUGCUUUGGAUCCUGUUUUCAAUUCAUCUUCGUCUUUAUCUCCAAUUUCCUAUAAUUACACAAUCCAAUUCGAAAAGAGAAAUUUUAAUUUGUUUUCAAGAGAUGAUUUAACAAAUCUAAUCAAUGACCAUAUAUCAACCUCGUCAUCAUUAAACCAUAAUUUUGUUUGGAAAAAUUAUGAUAAAACAAUUAUCGUUUCUGCUUUCAAAAAUAAUUUUGGUCUAGCCGUUGUAAAUAACUACUCAAAACUAUCAAAAUUCAAUUUACAACAAAUUUUUCUUAAAUCACAAUCAAAAGAAACUUAG